Myxocyprinus asiaticus (Chinese sucker) is the source of this 2238-nucleotide messenger RNA. Its product is annotated as nurim-like. The annotation marks the transcript as partial. Gene Ontology annotation, cellular component: nuclear membrane. The transcript is spliced from 3 exons. The record is from RefSeq and is a predicted model, not a curated record. Lineage: Eukaryota; Metazoa; Chordata; Actinopteri; Cypriniformes; Catostomidae.
UCUGUGGCUCUGCGGGAAGUAGUUUUAAAGUCUGUCGCUGUGGAUAUACUUCUCCUGGUUCUCUUCAGUGUUCAGCACAGUCUGUUGGCAUGGGCUGCAGUUAAGAGAGCAUGUCAGAAUGUUCUGGGGGUUUUAUGCAGAACAGUGUACUGCUUCACCACUGCCACAGCACUGCAUAUAUUGAUGCGCUGUUGUCAGCCGGUAACCAGCGCCCCUUGUCUGUGGGACAUCUGGUUUCCCCUCAUUUGUUUUAUCUUACACUUCCUGUGCUGGGCCAUAAUCUGCAGUAUCCUGCUCAUUUUUGACUAUCCAAAAUUAUUAGGCAUCAAACAGGUGUAUUAUGAUGGUUUGGGUCAAGGUGACCCGCUCUCUCUGAAGUCUCUCUGCGCCCAGCGGCUUUUCUCUCACCUCAGGCAUCCAGUCUGCGUGGAGCUGCACAUGGUUCUCUGGGUUCUUCCCACCUUCCCACUGGACCGGCUCCUGCUGGCUGUUUACCUGGUGCUCGCUCACUCUCUGGAUGCUCCUAAAUUCCUGUGCAACCCUUGUUGAAUUAAACGUACAAACUGACAUCAUGACUGAACACCUCUACAGAGAUCAAAACAAAUGAAAGAAGAUAGUCUCAUGUGAAAAUAAUUGCAUAUAUUGGGGUCUGCACCUGCAUAAAAAAUGCUUUAGUCUUUCUGUUGGUACAUGUUUUACUCAGGGACUGAUUAUGGUUUUGGCAUGCUCUGGGCACAGGUGCCUCAUAUUGGGCCUACACAUGAAGCUAGUGUGAAUCACAACAAAAAACCCAUAUUGCUUCCAUUAUUAUCAAUGGUGCAAUUGCGUGCUUCCUGUGCAGACUGCAGAGAGCUUUAACUGAUUAUAAUCCGAGCGAUCUGGUUUUGUCCCAUUGGGAUGCAUACUCUCUUCAAGUGUAUUAUGGAUGUCAAAGACCAACCGGCAGCAUAUUUUCUAAAAGCAACAACUGCCAAACCACUCAUAUGACAAAGUGUUGGAUAUUGCUCUGUUACUGCCAUGAAAGAAUAACUCGUUGUAAAACUUAAAUGAUCAAAUACUGUUCUAGUAAUUAUGGACUGUUUCUGCAGCUCAUCAACGCCCCCUGCUGGUUUGGGGCCUUGUGCAUAUCUAUGGUAGGCCCGAGCAUGAGGCCAACCAUGCUCUUAAAGCAAACUAGUUAGUUAAGCAUGAAUUGUUUAUUUUCACAAGAUCUAUCAUGUAUUGUUAAUCAGCUGAAGAGGAGCUGAUGCAUUUUGGCCACUUGUAAAGAGCACAGGUCAAAGGUCAUGAGAUUAAAUCACUCUAUGCAUCUGCUCAGCCCUGAAUUUCCUCAUUAAGAAAGGGCUCAACACACAUACUCACACAUGCAUGAUACAUGCAUAUGCAUGCACAAACAAACCAAUGAUCUAUCAGUUAAUUUGAGAAAGAAAUAAUGAAAUAUGGGAUGAAUUUUGUUGGUCAGCAUAUGUUUAUGCUUUUAUUAAAAAGAUGGGUGAAUUGUCCUUUAAGCAGAAUUAUAUGAAUGUAUGAAAAUGCAUUUAAUCCGUGGAACACAAGAAGAGGUUUGUUGGGGUCUUGCAGCCUCAGUCACCAUUCAUAUUCACUGUAUGGAAAAAGACAAGAAAUAAAGUCACAAAAAAGAAAUAAAGUCACACUUCUUAAGAAUGACAUGAGGGUGAGAAAAUGAUGAACGGAUUUUAAUUUUUUGGGUGAAACUUGAGCAAGUAAGGGCCAAUAACCUUUAAUGCCAAUGCUUUUAUUUUUGGAAAAUAUUUCAGCAUCACAUAAGAGGUCAGCAGCUAUGCAGCACAUUUCUGUUGGGUUAAAUGUGUGUUACAUAUUUGGAUGACAAACAUCCUGUGUACUUAACAAUUAUGCGUCAUACCCACUGGACAAUUUGCAUUUUGUUUUGUUUUAUGAAAAAGUGUCAUUUGAAAUAUGUUUACAUAUUGACUUUAUGGUACACAAUUAUGUCAGGCUACAUGGUCAGUAAAAUUAAAAAGAGAUUGUGAAGGGUCAUUAGAGUGAUUUAACUUUUUCUGUAUCAUGCUGUGUAUUUUAAAAAUCCACCAGUGUCACAAGAUCAGUGUUGAAGAUAUAACAUAAAAUACUGAAACACUGCAGAUGUAUGUAUUGUUGUUUUUAAUUUAGAUUUAAAUGUAUUUUCAGGAAGCAAAUAGUUGACAAAUAACAUGUCUAUAAAUUCCAUGCAAUUCUGAAAUACAUGCAAACAGGGGC